AUGACGUUUUGCCGACAGUCCUUAGUCGCUUUAUGUUUUGGGGGGCCACAGGUUUCUGCUAUGUCUAUGUUCGACGACGACCUUGGCCAGGAGCUGCAAACAGAGGAAGCUGUCAAGCCGAAGUCCUCCUUGAAGCCUCGUCGGGGCAGCCGGCGACAGAGUCGGCGAGUCAGUCAGGCAGGGGUCGAUGCUGCCGUGGCCGCAGCGGUGGGAGAAAAGUCGGAGGCGACGGGCGACAACAUCGGCAAGGCUCUGUCAAAGAUCACGGGCCAGGCCAAAGCCUUAAAGUUUGCCAUGGACCUGGCACAGAAGGCAUAUGAUGCCCGCGAUGAAGAGGAGGACGAUGACUUCCAUGUGGAUUGCGAAGAGUCUGAUGAGUAUGAUCCGGACGGGCAGAGGCAGGAUUCUGAAGUCGAAAAGCUUCGCCAGCGAGCGAAGUCUGAGCCGGCUGCGAAGGAAGAACUGGAGAUGGCGGAGCUCUUCACAAACUUGGAGAGCCCCACCUUUCAGCCUGCUCCGCUGCAUGUCCGCGGUCUAUGCCAGGGCGCAAAGCGAGCCUGUGAGCGAUCUUUGGCGGUGGAGGAGCAGCGCCUCGCUGUGGCGGAGAUGCUGGGCCAGACGCUGGGUGGAGAGUCUCCCAAAAACGUGGAAUGCCUCACAGACGAGGAGCAGCAAAAUCUCGAUGUCACCCGAAAGAGGUUGCGCUACAACGUCGAUUUGUUGAGGAGACGGCGGCAACGCCUCGCCAACAUAGACAAUAAGACCUUUCAGCAACUGCCGGAGCCCAAUCUGCAUCCUUUGGGUGUCGAAGAGGUUGUGAUCCGAGCUGCUGGCUGGUUAGCCUUCAGGGUCCUCAACGUUGCCGAGAAGCCUUCUGUGGCCCGAGAGAUUACCAGCCAACUCGGUGGCGGCGGAGUUUCCCGUCGGAACAGUCAUGGAAUCCCGGUCACCGAGUUUCCCUUCACACUACGUCAGACGCAAUGCCGCAUGGUCGUCACAGCGGUCCGGGGACAUCUGCUUGAAACGCAGUUUCCACCAGAAUACAGUGUGUGGAAAGCACACAAUCCCUCCAUCCUCUUCCAGGUGCCGGUCCAGCGAAAAGCACCCGCCGACAACAAGAACCUAGAGCUCAUGCUCACCGACCUGGCACGGCAGUGCCAGUGGCUCGUGCUGUGGCUGGACUGCGACAGGGAGGGCGAGGCCAUCGCUUUCGAGGUGCUGGAGACGUGCCAGCGAGCAGCAGGCGGCCGGCUGCAGGUCUUCAGGGCAGUUUUCUCGGCGCUGACAAGGCAAGAUCUCGUUCGUGCCUGCCAGACGUUGCGAGAUCCGGAUCAGCGGCUGGCAGACGCAGUCGAGGCACGUCAGCAUUUUGAUCUGCGGGCGGGAUCGGCCUUUACGCGUUGGAUGAGCCUACGGUACCAGAACAUGUUCCCAGAGCUGUGCCAGCAGCCGCUGAGUUAUGGCCCAUGCCAGUUCCCCACCUUGGGCUUUGUCGUCGAACGAUUUCUGCGCAUUCAGCGUUUCGUGUCCGAGCCCUUCUGGUCCAUCAAGGCUGAGGUGCAAAAGGACGGUCACAGCGUGCGCUUCAACUGGCGUCGGGGCCGCCUGUUCGACCGCUUGGCUGUUCUGGCGCUCUACGAGCUGGUCGUGGAAGAG
Molecule: messenger RNA, 1656 nt
Organism: Symbiodinium necroappetens
Lineage: Eukaryota; Dinophyceae; Suessiales; Symbiodiniaceae
Source: the annotation of a GenBank genome assembly